GUUGACGUUUGGAUUGUCAACAUUAAACAACAAAAACCAUUUUUUUAACCAGACGUUAUAUUUACAUUGUUUUUAAAGUAGAAAAUAGGCACUAAAGGAAAUAAUAAGUUUGUUUAAUUUUUUAUAAAAAUACAAAACAAAUUAGUAUAUUUUAAAACAAAGCGUUGGUGAAUCCUAUCAUGUUUUAAUUUGAUUAAUAAAUACGAAAAAUGCCUAGUUCUUUGCUGUUUGGAAUCAACAAUGAAGGUAGAGUUCAUACCCUUUCAACCACUGGCUCUGUCUGGAGGGAGCUACCUUAUGCUGGUCAGGAAUUUAAGAAAUUGUCAUCAGUACCAUUUUUCUUGUGGGCCCUUGGAGGAGAUCAUCAGAUUUAUGUGUAUGUUUAUGGUCUUGAUGUUCCUAUCAGGGUGGUGGAAGAGGCUUACGAAAACGAGCGAUGGUUGCCAAUAGAAGGAUUCUCUUCACGCCUACUUCCAACUGACCGUUAUCACUUCUCGAAUAUAGACGGCUCCGAUGACCGUUCGAUAGAUAAAAUUAGACUUCCUUCCAUGGCAUGGCAGUGGGAGGGCGAUUGGCAGAAGGAAUUGACUCUGAACGGUCAGCCGUUAGAUCACGAUGGCUGGACCUAUGCCGUGGAUUUUCCAGCAACCUACUAUCCAAAGAAACAGUGGAAGACCUGCGUGCGAAGAAGACUUUGGACUAGAUCUAGGAGAUAUAGUGCGAUGAACUCUUGGUGUGCAAUUGCACCUUUACAUAAGGAUGCCACCACCGAACCUUUUAUUGACAUUUCUAUUGGAGGUCAAAAUGUAUCUGGAGCAGAAGCAGGAACAAUGCUUGUGUGGGCAGUAACUUCUCAUAAUAGGGUAAUGUUUAGAUCUGGAGUAACCACAAGAUCUCCAGAAGGAGCUCGUUGGAUUCACAUUCAAACACCUACGGGCAGUGAAGUAUGCCAAAUAAGUGUCGGGCCUACUGGGUUAGUUUGGACAUCAACCAUAAAUGGUACAGCGUUAGUAAGAAUCGGUGUAGGUCGCGAUAACUUACAAGGCGAUUCCUGGGUGUCAGUCAAUAGUCCUGGAGAGAGUUUAAGAAUAACUCAAGUAUCCGUUGGAACAUGUGCUGUUUGGGCAGUGACUCAAGAUAAGCAGAUAUGGUUUAGGAAAGGUGUUAAAGGAGAAGGAGCCAGAUUGAGUGAGGAAUUGUCUACGGGGAGUGGUUGGAUCGAGAUGGUGGGACGAAUCAGUCAGGUAUCUGUGGCAGCUAAUGAUCAAGUGUUUGCGGUAGGUGCUGAUGAUCGUCUUGUAUAUCAUAGAACUGGUGUCUGCCCUGAAGAUUUAACAGGAAAAAGAUGGCAUGCAUUACGCGCUCCUCUUCAAGUUAGCAGAGCUAGUAGUAAUGCAAGUCUAAAUAAAGAUAAGUUCCAUAGGAGCUAUACUGCUUUGCAAUCUAGACCUAGCAGCAUGAUAGAACAGUCUGCCAUAACAGAGUGGGACAACCAUCCACAUUCGGCACCAUCGGCGCCAGCUUCUCUACCUGUAGGCGAUUUAAGUACGAAGUAUGAAAUUCAACCGAAAAACCCUAAGGCUUGGAGUCCCGUGCAUUCGGUAGGAUCAAUAGUAGGAAUGGAAGUACAUCCAGAAACUGACGAGAGCGUGUGGAGCGAAUCUAGUCGUGACUCCUGUAUUUUUGCAGACGAUGAAGAACUUGGAUGGGCUGAGUACGAAGCUCCUUGGUCUUGUGUAGAGUCUGGUGCAUGCACUGUGGACAUACCUCAACUACCAAACUGGUUCGGAGACUCAGAUGCAUACAAUCCAAAUGCCGAUUUUGAUCAACCUUGGAGAAUCAAAAUACUGGAUGAUUUGAAAGAACGACUUCCUAAUAGGGAUACUUUCACAGAAUAUGAACUAGCUGUUAAUACCACUUCCUGGAUGCAUGCAGGAGAAGCCAGAGUUAGUAUUAAUGCUUCAAGUUUUUCUGACUGCCUUUUGCAACUGGAAUGGAUUGAGAAUAAUGGAAUUUUAACUAUUUUGAAUCCGGAUGGAGCUACUGCUAUGCAUUCUUUUAGUCUUGCCGAUAUAGUAUGCGUUCGACAAUGCAGUGAUCCUGGUAAUCCGCGCUUAGCGAUACAUAUUCCUAGACAUUCAGCUAGGAUCAUCAAAUUGCAGUUUAGUAGUGAUGCUCUUCUAGAGGAAUGGCAAGCGUUAUUUGCUACGAGUUGUGGAAAAAUACACGACACUCUAGGAAAACCAAGCGAUGAAAGUGUUUGGGCUGUAACGAACCUCGGAGACGUCUUCGUUUGGGAUCCGACCCAUUUGGAGUCAAAUCAGCUGCGAGAAGACGACGUUUAUGUGCAGAAAUUCGAUUUAAGUAGAAAAGAAUCACCGUUUAAAGUGGCCUUACACGUUGGAUGUAUACCAGGCACAAUUAUAACUCUGAAUGGUUGUGUAGGGGACGAAGCGGGAAGAAUUGCAAUAAAUCUAGAGGCUCCGCUGACUUACAAACUUAAGCAUAAGGCGCAUACGGAAAUAGAAAAUGUUUGCUUGCAUAUUAAUCCACGUUUCGCCGAAAAUCAGGUUAUAAGGAACGCCAUGAUUGAUGGUAAAUGGGGCGAAGAAGAAAAAUUCGGUGACAAUCCUUUUGCUAGAGGACAAGAAUUUAAUCUUAAGAUAGAGACGACUGAAGACGCUUUUAUUAUUUUUGUGAACGAUCAAAAAUUUACUUCAUUUAGACACCGCCUUCCUCCCCAGUCGGUGUCUGUAUUAAGUUAUUGGGGAAAAAUGCAACCAUUUAAAUUGAUUAUAAAAAGUCCAAUAUUAAUUAUGGAUAUGUUAGAUUUAUACUGGAGACAAAUCGGAGGGCACUUGAAGAGAGUUGAAAGUUGCCCUGUAGGUGUUACUUGGGGUAUAGGAUAUGACCAUACUGUAUGGGUAUAUACAGGCGGAUGGGGCGGGGGUUUUCUGGGUACCUUAGACAGUAAUAAUGUACAUCCAAUGGCUGAUUCGCAAGACUAUAGAGUAUACGAAAACCAGCGUUGGAAUCCCGUUACGGGUUAUACUUCUGCAGGCUUACCGACCGACAGGUUUAUGUGGAGUGAUGCCAGCGGUAAAAAGAAACGUACGAGAGAUCAAGUAAAGUUGCUUUCGGUUCACUGGCAGUGGGUUUCUGAUUGGAUGACUGAUUUUCACGUACCAGGAGGCGUUGAUAAAGAAGGGUGGCAGUAUGCUGUAGAUUUUCCAGCUACGUAUCACGCCAAUAAACAAUUUACUGAUUAUGUUCGACGUCGAAGGUGGUAUAGGAGAUGUGCUGUUGCCACGACGGGGCCUUGGCAGGAACUGGGACACACUAAAAUAUUAGACGUAUCCCUCGAACCUGUAGGCGAUUUUGUAGAUUCCGUCGUGGCUGCGUGGGCCCUUGCUACAGGUGGACAGGCGGUGAUUAGAGUUGGAGUAUCCAAAUCCAAUCCUGCGGGUCACGUAUGGGAACAUGUUAAUACAGAUCAACCUCUAACCAGUAUUAGCUGCGGUCCGUUCAAACAAGUUUGGGCCGUAGGAAGGAAAGGCUGUGCUUAUUAUCGCUUUGGUAUUACUGAGGAAAAACUCGAGGGAGAAAAAUGGAUAUGUGUGGAAGCUCCGAAAGGUGGUCAACUGAAGCAGAUAUCGGUCAGUUCGAUUGGUGUUUGGGCCGUCGAUCAUCAAGAACGAAUACACGUAAGGAAGGAGAUCACACCCACUUUUCCAGAAGGAACGCACUGGCAGACUAUUGUCGCUGAUCCGCCUAUUUUAAGUUCUGCUUCAGACACAACAGGCUUCAAACACGUGAGUGUUAGUCAUAAUCAAGUUUGGGCUACCACGAAUGCUGGAAUAAUAGUGAGAAGGGAAGGUAUAUGCGCUGCAAAUCCCGCAGGGUCUGGUUGGGAUAUUGGAAUAGCGGGCAAUUGGCAGCAUGUGAGUGUAAGGGCUUUCAAUUAAUACUAAGCUAAUGUGAUUAUAUGAAGUUCAAAAAUUCCAUUUUUUAUUUGCCGGAUUUAUACAUCCAAGAACAUGUAGUAUUAAGUUUUAUUUAUUUAGAGAUUGCGCUAGUCCUAUUUUGUUGAUAUUUUUUAUUUAUACAAUAAAUUAUUUUUACCAA
Diabrotica balteata is the source of this 4125-nucleotide messenger RNA. The record is from the annotation of a GenBank genome assembly. Lineage: Eukaryota; Metazoa; Arthropoda; Insecta; Coleoptera; Chrysomelidae.